Molecule: messenger RNA, 9091 nt
Organism: Monomorium pharaonis (pharaoh ant)
Lineage: Eukaryota; Metazoa; Arthropoda; Insecta; Hymenoptera; Formicidae
Exons: 5
Coding region: 3087-3863 (258 amino acids)
Source: RefSeq, a predicted model, not a curated record
UACCAUUCUUUUCCAUGUUUAUAUUAAUAACAAAAUAUCGAUUAAUGUUAACAAAACUAACAAAAGGGCAAUCAUAAUUUACUUAAAAAAUUAAAAUUUCAAAAAAUUAAGGGGCCAAUAUAAAAAUUUCAUAGAAAUUUUAACAAUUAAUUUUAAACCUUUUAAUUAGAGAUUUAUUCAAAAAUAAAAGCAAAACACUCAUAUUUUUAAAAAAUUAUAAGUGUGCAAAUAUACAUUGAUAUGGAUCAUUAUGAUAUCUAAAUUCAGUAUUCAAAAGUUUCUCUAUAGAAAGUAUGAAGAUGGCGUGUUGACAGAGAAACUGUACAACAUGAGUCAUUUUGUGUUUUCUUUCUUUUCACCAAGCGUUGAUUGAACAGAGACGACUACACAUAUAGAUGGCUUUUCGUCACAUAGUUUCUUUACUUAUUGGUAGAAUCACCCUAAAGUUCAAAUACUUGAUGUAGAUAUAUAUGUUAUUGCACAGGAAAGAUUUAACACUACGAUUUUUAGUAACAACUAGUGACCCUUAUACAAGUUUACAAUCUUUUCUCAAGAUUUCAAAACAAUUCGUCAGCCUCAGAAGUUUGUGAAAGCCCUUUCAUUGCAGAAUUUCAUACAGGUUAGGUUUUCUAAAAAUGUUUUCUUAUAAAAUACUACAAAGCGUGUUUUAAUAUUGCCUUCAUAUAGAACAUUGUGAGCCAAAUCGUGUAACAUCGAAAUGCUCGUAGCUUUAAUUUAAUGCAAAAUCGAGGGUUCUAUGAUGUGUACCGACUCACUAAAUGGAUAGCAUCGUGAGCCACGUGGCCACGUGGCCGGAGUAGUUUGUUCGUUAUUGCUACAACGACUCGGCUUGCAUGUUGCCGCACGCGGUUCGCGGAUCGUGCCUCGUGGCUCGUAAUUCGUGAUUCGUCAUUCUGCUUUAUUAUUGAUAAAUAAAUCGCGAAUCAAAUGGGCUUGCUAAACCACGAGUCAACAAGCCACAUUGUUAGAUCAUUUGAUUUGUCAAUGUUUUUCAAACUUAUUCAAAUUAGAGUUAUGUUUGCAACCUGCAAAUAUAAAUGACAAGCAUAGAUGAUAAUACUAAAUGACGCAAGAUCUCUGUAAUUAGUUAUAACUAAUAUUGCUUGUUAAUUUGCGAAUUCAACGAAUGGCGAAUAUUCAUAAGUAAGCUAUGAGCCACGUGCUGUGUGACCCUUUAAGGUGCAUCCACAUUGUCGAAUUAAAUCUCAAGCCAAAUUGCAAUUGUGAACUAAGCAUGUUUGUAAAAUAUCAGUAAAAUGACUACUGAUUCAAAUUCGUUGACGAACAUAUUCUUUAAUCUUCAGGAAAUUUACUCUCUAAAGUACAAUCAGUGAAAAAUCAGUGAAGUCAGUAGAAAUAUAUAGAUUUUUUAUAUAGUAGUAGACUUAUAACUUAUCAAUAAAAUAAAUACACUGAUCUUUCAGUAAUAAUAUAUUGAAGCCGAAAUUACUAAAAGAUGGUAAAAUACUCACUAAUUAUCACAGUCAUUUAUUACUGCUAAUCAAUGAUAAUACAAUGAUUGUCAUUUAAAGAGUAGAAAACAUAUGUUGUUAAAACAUAAUAAUUUUUCAAUUUGUAAAAAAAAAAUAAGCGAGACAGAAGAAUUAACAAUUAUUUUACAUAAAAUUUUAACAAGCUUAUUUAAACAGUUCAAUUAACUAUAAAAAGUGAGAGAUUUAUACAGAUAUCUCUUUUUAGUAUAGAGGGCAUUUCUUUCUCAGAUCUUUUAAGAAAUACAAAAAAAUUUUCCCGUUGUGAUUACUAGUUUAAAUUGUUGGUGACAAUCUUUAUUAAUAAUCUAUGUCGAAAUGAAAUUCAAAUUAGCAAUGUACAUAUGUAUAUCAUAAUGAUCAAAUCAAAUAAAAUUCUUAAAUAUUCUUAAUAAAUUAAAUAUUAUUUCGAGAAAGAUAGCACGCGUAAGACAGAAAUACGAUUCUUAAAAGUUAAAUAAUAAAUAAUUUGGUAGAGUUCGAUAACACAAAUAGGUCUUAUAAUGUUAAGGACACGUAAUUUUUACAAAUAGAAUAGCUAAUCAGUAAGCUGUUAUCGUAUCGUCUACUAAAGAAUUAAGUGUUAAUUAUGUAAACGUUUAUAAUAUCUGCCAUGUUGACUAUAUUAUUAAUUCAUCUGUAAAAUAUAUAUCUCUAUGAUGUACGUCGGACAAAAUUUAAAAUUCUUUUAUUUUCCGUAAGCUUGUCAAAUAAAUGUAAAUAUUUUAAUUUGCUAUAUUAAAAUCGUAGCAAUGUUAUUGAGUUUUCAUUUUUCUAAUUCUAUGUUAUUGCCAUAAUUAUAGACCAUAAUAAUAAAUUGUAGCAGAAAAUUUAUUUUGUAUAUACAUGAUAAGCACUAAUAGACGUUCUUACUUUAAAAAUUGUAUUCUAUUUUUUUCUUCAAAAUAUAUUUUUAUUAUUUUUCUAUUCCGAUCUUAAUCUGAUUUAUAUUUCCCUUUUUAUCUAAUCUUCUUUAGAAUUUAUCUUUUCACCGUUUUAAAUAAAAUAUAAGCUGUCAGAAAUAAUAUAUUGUUAUAUUCUCCAUUAUUCAAACAUUCAAAACAAACUCAUCAUUAAUUUUUAAUGUUAUUAAUUUCAGACACUAGGCUACAUAGCAAGAUAUUAAAUACAAUUAUUUGAAUCAAGCAAAGUGAUUCUACCCAAGUGUAGUAAAGGAAAAAUCUGAAUGUUUCACACUAUGAUGCCAACACUAUGGAUCAUCGUCUUUAUUACUUUAAUUUCAGGUAAAGUAAUUUACAUCUAAACAAAAAUAAUGCUUUAUAAAUAAGUAAAAUUUAUUAAUAUAAAAAUAUAUUUUUGUUUAAAAGCAACAGAAUUUAUUCAUGUCCAUUUCAAUUUAUAUUUGACAAAAUUAGUCCUUUAAUAUGUAAAUAGUUAUUACAAAAAAAUUAAUUUGUUAAAAUAAUAGAUAUAAUUAUUUUAAAUAUAUCAAUGAAGUAGAAAAUCCUAUACGGUUUGCAUCAAAUUUUAGUGAUAAAUAUGAUUUUUCUAUUAAUAUAGUUAUUCUACUAAUUAUGAUUAUAUUUUUCUAAUAUAGAUGCAGUAACGGAAAAUAUGACUGUAUCACUAACAAAUACAUCAGUAACGGACAUUUCAGAUAAAAAAAACAUUAUAAAAGAAUAUAAAGAUAUCAAUCCAAAUAGAUAUGUAUACUAUAGAAUAUCAAAUAUCCUGAAAUGGCCUAAUUAUUAUUGGUUUGGUUCUGGUUUUGGAUUUGGUGUUCUCAUAAUGUUAAUUAUAAAUUCCAAUUUAUAUUGUCACUUUUGGUGUCCUAAUGCUCGUAUCUCAAGAUGCAUCUGUAACUGCUUGAGAAUUCUUUGGCAUCGUUUCGGUAUUUGGUUUCAUCACUUUUGUCUUUGUAAAUCACGUGAACAGGAAUAUUUUUUUCCGCGCUCAGAACAAAAUAUUGGAAUUAUCACAAGACAAAGGAGGCUUUCAUCUCCAGAAAUAAAUAGAAUUAUUACAAGACAAGGAAACAUAAAUAUAUAUAAUAUACCACCAUUGCCACGUGUUUCACGACACAAAAAUGAGUCGCGAUCUUCACAACAGUCACAACAGUCGACGUUUAUUUCACAAGAGCUGCAAACUUCACAACAGUCCCAAUUGCCAUUACCUGUUUCACAACAGUCGUACAUCCCACCAAAAUUACCAUUAGUUUCAGUUCCACAGCGAUUACCAGUCAAUACCAGUCCUGCACCUAUCACACCUUCCCCGACUGCUACAAUAGUACGCACUACAACUCCCAUAAAGACCAUGAUAGCUACAUCAACUUCAACCAAUUCUUCUGUUGUUGAUCCUGAAGAAUAUAUAAAUCCGCUGUUUAAAUGUUAAAUGGUUAUACAUUAUUUUACACAAACCGUAAGAUCUCUCACUAAUUUGUGAUAGUGCUGUCAUAAUGAAUUAUGAAGCGACUUUCAAUCAUGAAAAUAUAUUUUUUAUUACACAUAACGUUCAGUAUUAGCGAUCUUCCCAUAUAUGUAAAACAAUCUAAAAAAAUAAUUUUAAUAUAAUUUUAAUUAAUAAACAUUAAUUAUAUUGCAUUUUAUAAAAAAUGAAUUAAUGUCAAGUUACUUUACUAUGAUAGCGUAAUUUAAAUAUUUAAAGAAUAUAUUUUGUACAACUUUUAUACAUUGAAUAAUGGAAAAAAAUAAAUAAAAUAAAAUCUAGUAUAAGAAAACUAUCUUUGAAAUUAAAAAACUUUGUAAGCAAGGCUUGGUUUUCAAAUAUUCGAAGAUUAUUCAGAAUUCUUGGUAUUCUAAUUUCUUGGACUAUAUCUGAAAUUUAUUUAAAAAAUAAUUUAGAUGAACAAAAAUAAAGAAUUGAUUAAACCUUUAAAGUAAUUUCCCCAUAAGUGCAUCGACCCAUAGAGCCUCUUUAUGACCAGGUACGAUGUUAUCUAUGCGACAAGGCUAACGAGUUGUCUCCGAUCCUUCGCGCUAUUGCUCUUUAUUACGAUUGGCCUCUCCCUCCGCCUUUCGCCGACGAUCGCGGGAACUCUAUCGCGAGCCGUUUCCGUGUUCUGGACCACCGGGCGAGGGUAUUAUCUCGGAAUAGCACCGGUCGCUGCCUAUAACUACCUCGCGAGCGGGAUCGGCUCGUGCGCGCGGUCGGCUUUGACAACGGUAAGUAUCGCCGUCGGUCUGCGAUAACACGAAGAAGGCGCGCGAUAUCUUGCUGUGGAGGGGUUGAAAGGGAGUUCACUCUCUUCCUCUCUUUCUUCGGCAAAUCUCAGAUUCAGCUCAAAGAAUAUGCUCCGCUUCAGGGCGAUUCCGGAUAGUAUAAGAUCGGAUAUCGUACAAGCUAAUGGAACAAGACGACGAUUUAAAGCGUCGAAUCGGCUGAUUAGACACUUGCGGUCUCGCCCUGAUAGAAUACAGCGCGGGCUGCGGUUAAGCGUUCGCUUCGUUGAUCAUUUAAACGUUUAUCUUCAACGCUAGAUUUUUUUCUUUUUUAUUUUUAUAACUCGAUCUCAAUAUAUUCUUACAAACGAUGUAGCGAGCAUACAAAUUUGUUUUAAAGACCUCAUUAGAAUUUUCUUUCUUUCUUUCAUAAUACCGCAAAUCUCUAAAUUGAAAUCUAUUCAUUUCUCAAGCACCUUUUCGUUUCAUGAAAUGUAUAAAGAUCAAAAUCGAAAGAUGCGAGAUCAUUGCGAGCGCGGACUUCUAAUUCCUCAGUUGGACAAAAACUGCGAUCUACUUUGCUUUUCUCUCUGAUGCAGCUAAGACAAAAAAUAAAUUAUGUUUAUCUUCCCGAAUAAAAACCAAAAAAAAGUUUAUAUUGUAAAGGCGCAUCAAUUAAUUUUUACCUGUAAAACACGAUAAAUUAUCGUGCUAGUUGAGCGUACGUACGGAAUACCAUUUCCGUCGUUGGCCGACUGGACGAUGGUCGGAGCGAAGGUGCAUGUACGACGGGUUCAUCGACAAUUUUAUACCCGGUGGUUCAUGUGAGGCCAAAGGCUAGCGAGUUAUUAGCAGAAAAUUACCGAGCGCUCGCGGUCUAUUACGCGAUACACGCCGAAGUGUCGCGCUUCGUCUCGGGGCCGUGAGAGAGUGAUGCUUCGGGUAUCCCGUACCGUGCCGCAGCCGGGAGCACAAGAACACAGCCCGUUUCCAGCCACAACCAUCAAUCGACGCGGGAUCUGAUCGUCCGGUAUCGAACGCAAUGUCAGUCAUUAUCGAUGACGACAACGCGAUGUCGAAUAGACAUUGCGGCUAAUCCGGUCUAUGUCCUCUUUACUCAUGCGCGAUAAGACUUUCGAAAAUCCGAAAUUCUGCGAUUACAGAAAAGAAAUGGCCGUUCAUUGAGAGAGAAUUUUUCAAACAAACGAUCUCGAGUAAUCUUAUUUUCUGUUACUCACAAAAAUUAUUCUCUAAAUCUGAGUUGGUUAAAUCUUACUCAUUUGCAGUGCUUAUAACUGUAAUAAUCAAUGACUAUUUACUGAUUUUCAGUGAUUAAGGGGAGAUAUUCUCACCGACUGUUCUAAAAACUAAUAUACAUAUAUCACUAGUAUAAGCUACGAGUAUAGUACUGAAAUAAGAACUGUCAUUAGUGAAUAAUAUACAUUAAUUAAAGAAUACUAUUGUUGUCCAAAGAUUUAAACUCACGAAUACAAAAGUUCAAUGUAUAUAUGAAUAUAACUAAUAUUCAUGUGCAAUGUUUUCAAAUCAAUCUGCUGUUCGCUCGCGUACAUCAGCAGAAAAUAUUCCCCGUCGCGGAAUACCUUCGGUAUGUCCUCGAGUACCCUCUUUUCCCGCCCGGAGGAAAUCGUCGACCGGUGGAAUCUCGUCCACUGACAUUCCGAUCCCGCAUGUGUGCAGCAACGCAAGGCAUUUCGCGCAUACCGCUCGUGAUAUAACUGUGCCUCUAGAAGCCGCCCUUUUAUUUUUCUCCCCCUCUCUCCUUCUCUCUGUUUUUCUUCUCCGAAUGCAAAUUGCACGACCAGUUGACGCAGUGACUUCGCUGGAUUUGCGGUUUGGGACAGUCACGCUACGUGACGAUCCGACCUAUUACGUUCAACGCUUCUCUUCCGGGUACGCCAUAAAUUUGUUUUUAUCGCGAUGCAACGUGAUAUCGGCAGUCCGAUCUCGAGCAUCACGUAAAUUAUUAAUGCAAAAGCCACUCUUGUCUACCAUUACGCAUUACCAAAUAAGAAUAAAACUUCUAAAUGCGCACAACUUUUAUUGACACUUUUCAUGCCGUAUGCACUUAAGGACGCAUUCACAUUAGAAGCGAAAAACAGAAUUCAGAAAAACAGAAUCAGAAAUGCAAAUUGCACUGUCCAUAUAUUCUUACCAAUGAUAGAAUUUUAUUUUUCACAUUCUGCUUUUCCGAAUGUUAAUGUGAAUGUGUUCUUAUUUCUAUACACUGAUGAAUCAUUAAUCGAGGUUUUUUUUUUAAUAUACGCUAGUGUAGGAAUUACAACAAUCUUACCCAAUCGGGUAAGAAUACUCGGUAAUAGGAUUGUCCGCAUUAAAUCCCCAAAAAUUUUUGCACCUAAAACAAGAUAAAUAUAUAUUCUCACGUUGGAGAAAAAGAAAACGAAGAUGCCGAGUACAAAAAGUGCAUAUGUAACGCAAACAAAUCUACUACCAUUGGCCUAGUAAGUUUACCUGGCUAAGGUUGUGAUUCACAUACACUAGUCUAAAAAGGAUCCAUUAAGAAAAAGAAUUCGAUUAAUGAAUACUCCUCCUUUCCCCUCUAUACUCUUAUAGAUCUUUUUCAUUUUUUUAUCAUUAUAGCUUCUGAAACUUUUAAAUUAACUCUAUAACAUAAAAUAUUAUAAUAAUGAGAUGUCCCAAGAUUACCGGUCUUGCUUUUAACAGAUCCCGACAAUGGAAAGUGAAUGAACGCAAUUAUGUCCCGGUAUCAAAAGAUACGAAGAAAAAAUCGCGUAAUCUUGUAGCAGCUGAUAAGUUAGCAUGAGAGCGUACGAUAAAUCGACGUCGAGAUGUAAUUUCUGUGCGACGCGCAGUAUCUCUCACAAAGUAGAAAAUGAUAAGUCAUCCGCAUGCCCGGAUGGAGAGAGGAAUCUCCGCGCGGCACAAAUAGAAGCUCUCUUCCUGUUUUCUCCUCUCUUCCGCUCACUAACCGCUAAGUUGAUACUGGUUUCGAAGAAUCGCGCACGGGAAUAACGAGAGUUACUAAGGUGACCCUUAUCACUGUCGCCGAAAAAUCCCUCUCAUUUAAUCACGAUCAUUAAUCGCGUCUUUAUCGUACAGAAUCGCAUCGGGAGUCUAUGCGUUCGAUAUCAACGCAUAGUCCAACGUCCUCUCUCGCCUCUGGCCUCGCGGUUGGCUGCAUUUGCGGUAUGUGCAAAUGCUUGGCGAUGUCACGAGGAGUAACUUCGUUAGGUCUUCGCCGGCAUUCGCCGGUGAAUUUUUUCCCCGAUAAGAUCGUGCAGGCCGAUUAGCCGCGGAGAACGCGAACGAACACCUGUAACGAACGCGGCUCGGUCGCGCGUUCCUCGGUGUCCGGCCGAGUCAUGCCGAUUCUCCGGUUUGAUCCUGCGGUGCCGGUUGGUCGCGGUACGUCGUGAUCCUGCCGCGUCAUAGACAUUAAACGACAGCGAUAGCGAUUUCAAUAUACGAGGGCUUCUCACAAGUGCCCGAUAGCUCGCAAUCUCCUAUGCGAAACGCGAAUAGCCGUUCGCGUAAAAAGCGCCGACAAAUCAGCGCAUCUGAAUAAACAAUUACGCUCGGUCGCGGACCAUCGGCAACGAUCAGAUCCUGUCGCCUGCACUUUGCGAUCGUGCGCGCAUCGCGGAGCGGACGCUCUCGCAAGUGCGAUCACGUCUCGCCGUCGAUUUCGCAAACGUUAUAACGGCGCGGCAGGGGGAUAAUAAACCGUCUCCGCGGUGACGAUCGAGUCACGCGAGUAGUACGCGGAAAAGUUAGCGCGCGCGGAAAACGCGACCACCCGCGGCGCGUUACGACCGCGCGAGUAGGCGUCACUCCGCUUCGCGUCGACUGCAGCACACGCUCGAGCGACAGGCAGGACGGACGAUGUGGGAGAACCGGUGCGCUGCGCCGAUGGUACACCCGCCGACGCUCUCUCAGAAGCAACACUUUCUCUCUCAUCCAAUCCUGAGGACACCCGUCGACCCAAUUCGCGCACCGCGUUGCAUCGCACUCACCGUCCAGAUGUCCGUGAUUAGGAAAGUCGCACGGAUGGCUCUCGAUUUUCGCAACGACGAGAUCCGCAGGGGGGAGGCUCGUUGAAAAGAAAACAGUAGUAUUUCUAUAAUUGUGUUAUAUUUUUUCGCAAAUUUCUCUGACUAUAUAAACGUAUACUUUACAAACCCUUCAUUUGCGAAAACUUAUCUUUUAUUUAAAUCACAGUCUAUUUCUUUCUCAAUACUGAAAAAACUAGAUACUUAAAGGUAUAGAAUUAAAUAAGAUAAUCUUGCAAGGCAGUCUAUUUAAAGCAGACUUAAGAAAAUAUAACGUGUAUUUAAAGAAAAGGUAGAUACAGCUUGGAGAGAGUGAAGAAUGUCACUCUUGAUGCGCUAGCGAAUGCGUUGAUAUCCGAGAACGCAUUUGUGACUAAUUAAUCCGAUUAAU